This is a messenger RNA of Oreochromis aureus, 1564 nucleotides long. RefSeq names its product GTPase IMAP family member 9-like. The record is from RefSeq and is a predicted model, not a curated record. Bases 27 to 806 code for a protein of 259 amino acids. Gene Ontology annotation, molecular function: GTP binding. Lineage: Eukaryota; Metazoa; Chordata; Actinopteri; Cichliformes; Cichlidae. The transcript is spliced from 2 exons.
UCUACCAACCACAUCUAGCAGGCAGGAUGGCCGGCAAACAUGCAAAUGAUGGGCCAACAAAGCUGAGGAUUAUCCUCGUUGGAAAGACCGGCGGUGGGAAGACUUCAACCAUCAACACGUUCCUGGGUAAACCUGCUGUGAAAAAGAAGAAGCCCCUUCUCUCAGAUACAACACCGUGCAAGACGGAGACGGCACAGUUUGGAGACCAAGACCUGGUUUUAGUUGAUACUCCUGGUCUUUGCCACACCAAGUUUACAAAAGAGGAAGUGCUGAGCAAGAUCACUGCAUCCACCUUUGAGGCUGAUCAGGGUCCUCAUGUGUUCCUGUAUGUGCAAAAAUGGGAGGGAGAUAACACACAAGACGAGAAACGAGUGGAAGUCCUGAAGAAGAUGUUUGGCGACACGUCGGUGCCUUACUUUUUCCUCUUGAUGACUCAUGUAGACGGAGCUGAGGAUGAGGAUGAGAUAACAAAGUUUACUCAGAGAGUUGGUUUUAAAACAGAGAACUACUGUGUCAUUAACAACAAAGGUGAAAAAGACCAGAAAACUGAAAAACUAAAGGAGCUGGUGGACAAAAUCAAUCAGGUGGUGCAAACUAACAAGGCAGAGGGCAAAGAAUAUUACACCAAGGAAAUGUUGGAAGAACAUAAGAACAGGCUGAAACCAACAAAGCCGGUCAGUGCUGCAAACAGGGAACUGAGCUCUGUGGUGGAGGGCUUGUUAGCUCCUGUGCUGGGUGAAGAACUGACUCUGUCUGUGCUUAAAUAUAACUCCUCACUGUCGAAGGAGUUUGAUAAGUGGCUCUGACUGUAGCAGUGCAACAGCCACUUACAACAUCCAGCAGCUCACCAUGAAAAGGAUCAGGGAAAUAAAUGACAGCAGGGCGAGGGUCAUGAGACUUUAUCUUAAACUGAUGAUGUGACUUAAAGCCUUCAGACUGAGUUUGAAGAAAGAAACGACAUUAAACAUCCUUUGAUGCAUUAACUACCAUUCAGCCCUGUUUGUAAUGCAGUGCUGCCCGAAGAUCACGAGCAUCCAAACCUGAUGAAUGAUGUUGUUGCACAGAGAGUCUCUGAGUGUUGAUAUCACUGUGCUGUAGAUGAUGAUGAGGAUUAUUCUGAAAUUGUUCUCCAGUUUGUAGAUGCAGGUUUGUGCUGAUUGGUGAGCCUUUAUUUCUGACGCUGCGUCUCUUACCCUGAUCGAGAGAACCAGCGGUUUCCUCUUAGUACCUCUGAGACGUGUUGACAUCAUUAAAUACAAAAUGAGCAAAUAUCCAUAAACGUUAUUUCAUAUGUAUUCUUCAUGAGAUUUUUAAUGUUCCUCUUCUGUUUUUCUUUAUAUUUAAAUGUCUUUGGAGUUGGGUUUGUACAUGUUGGCAGUUUACUUUCAUGCUUUUGUACCGAUUAAAACCUUUUUCUUAACUAUUUCUAAACUGUGAACGUUUUUGCUCCACUGCUGCUGCAGGACGUUUUAAAUCAACAUUGUUAAAGUUUUUUCCUUAAAUGUUUUUUCUACAGUUUGUUAAAUUUGCAGAAACAAUGAUAAAAUGUCCAAAUUAAAAUAAA